Messenger RNA from Echinostoma caproni, 408 nucleotides. The record is from the annotation of a GenBank genome assembly. Lineage: Eukaryota; Metazoa; Platyhelminthes; Trematoda; Plagiorchiida; Echinostomatidae.
AUGGCGAAUCAUUGUUGCCUUAAUGUCAAAUUUCUCAUUGGCCCUCACGUAUGCAUCCAUCGCAGAGGUCAUAUCAAAGCUGUGUGGGCAAGUGGUUAUCCGCACGGUGCGGUGUUCUAUUUGGACCCGGAGAACAACGGCACCGCAGCAGCAGAUUCAACGAAUCCCUCCACCUGGUCGAUGGAAUCCAUUGCAAAACCACAUCGCCUUCGUAUCGUGCCAAUUCCCCCGGACGAAAAACCCAGUCCCCAGCCUACUUCCUCCUCGUCGGACAUAAUCGACCGGUCCGAGAGAACAGCCCACUCGACCACGAUCAACACCACAACCAUCUGGGACAACAAAACAGUCAACGAAUUUCCCAUACGGAUUCUCACAGAUCCUGGUCGAAUUCGUCACCGUAGGGGUUAG